GUAAGAAGAUAUACUGGAGUGAAACCCUAUGAGUGUAAUAUAUGUGGUAAAGCCUGUGCAAGACCCAGUAAUCUCCAAAGACAUAAAAUGACACAUACUGGAGAGAAACCUUAUGAAUGUAAUCAAUGUGCUAAAGCCUUUACAAGAUCCAGUCAUCUCCAAAGACAUAAAAUGACACAUACUGGAGAGAAACCUUAUGAAUGCAAUCAAUGUGGUAAAGCCUUUGCACAGCGCAGUAAUUUUCAAUAUCAUAAAAGAACACAUACUGGAGAGAAUCCUUAUGUAUGCAAUCAAUGUGGGAAAGCCUUUGCAUGUCACAAUACAUUCCAAUAUCGUAAAGUAACACAUACUGGAGAGAAACCAUAUGACUGUAAUCAAUGUGUUAAAGCCUUUACAUAUCACAGUGGUCUCCAAAGACAUAAAAGAACACAUACUGGAGAGAAACCUCAUGAGUGCAAUAAUUGUGGUAAAGCCUUUGCACAGCACAGGUAUCUCCAAAUUCAUAAAAGAACACAUACUGGAGAGAAACCUUAUGAAUGUAAUCAAUGUGGUAAAGCCUUUGCAGCACCCAGUCAUCUCCAAAGACAUAAAAAAACACAUACUGGAGAGAAACCUUAUGAAUGUAAUCAGUGUGGUAAAGCCUUUGCAUGUCACAGUGAUCUCCAAAAACAUAAAAGAACACAUAAUGGAGAGAAACCUUAUGAGUGCCAUCAAUGUGGUAAAGCCUUUGCACAGCGCAGUCAUCUCCAAAGACAUAAAAGUACACAUACUGGAGAGAAACCUUAUGAAUGUAAUCACUGUCGUAAAAAUGAAGCCUUCCUUAUUGUUAAUGUUGGAUGA
Molecule: messenger RNA, 840 nt
Organism: Apodemus sylvaticus (European woodmouse)
Lineage: Eukaryota; Metazoa; Chordata; Mammalia; Rodentia; Muridae
Product: zinc finger protein 431-like
Exons: 2
Biological process (GO): regulation of transcription by RNA polymerase II
Cellular component (GO): nucleus
Molecular function (GO): RNA polymerase II cis-regulatory region sequence-specific DNA binding; DNA-binding transcription activator activity, RNA polymerase II-specific
Source: RefSeq, a predicted model, not a curated record